AAGCUUCGGAGCGGCUGGAGCGCGGGCCUCGGAGCGCCCCCAGGAUCGGCGCAAUAAGGCGCUUCCCCACUCCCGGCCCGACCCCCCGCGUCCUCUCGCCGCGCCUGAGCGCCAACUUCGCCAAGAACGCUCCUAACUCUAGGCCAUCCUGCCUGGCAGAGGGGGCGCUGCUGCUGGGCAUCAGCCUUAAGGACGCACCCCUGGCCCCGGGGAGGAAGCCGGCAUCUGCGGGGUCGCUCGGGCGCUCCUGAGUGGGCGGCGGCAGCAGGCGCCUCUCUGGGGAGUCCAGGACCUGCCAGCGCUGGGGAUUGUUCCCGGGCCGGCGCUGGCCCUCUGGUUUAUGGAGCUUGGGCCCGGGCCCCAGCCCUGUAGAGGCUGUGGAGGUCUUCGGUCCGGAAGCCUGGUUCCCAGCCCCGUGGCCCAUCCCUGGCUGCGGGGAGCGCAGGCUGCCACGACGUAGCGGUGGCCGGCAGCGGCCCCCUCCCGGCAGCGAACCAUGGGCCAGAAGCUCUCAGGGAGUCUCAAGUCGGUGGAGGUGCGAGAGCCGGCGCUGCGGCCGGCCAAGCGGGAGCUGCGGGGCGCAGAGCCCGGGCGGCCGGCGCGGCUGGACCAGCUGCUGGACAUGCCGGCGGCGGGGCCAGCUGUGCAGCUGCGGCACGCCUGGAACCCCGAGGACCGCUCGCUCAAUGUCUUCGUCAAGGAUGACGACCGGCUCACCUUCCACCGGCACCCGGUGGCGCAGAGCACCGACGGCAUCCGUGGCAAGGUGGGCCACGCCCGCGGCCUGCACGCCUGGCAGAUCCACUGGCCCGCCCGGCAGCGCGGCACCCACGCGGUAGUCGGCGUGGCCACGGCGCGGGCCCCCCUGCACUCCGUGGGCUACACGGCGCUGGUGGGCAGUGACGCGGAGUCGUGGGGCUGGGACCUGGGCCGCAGCCGCCUCUACCACGAUGGCAAGAACCGGCCCGGCGUGGCCUACCCGGCCUUCCUGGGGCCCGACGAGGCCUUCGCGCUGCCGGACUCGCUGCUGGUCGUGCUGGACAUGGACGAGGGCACGCUCAGCUUCAUCGUGGACGGCCAGUACCUCGGCGUGGCCUUCCGAGGCCUCAAGGGCAAGAAGCUGUACCCGGUGGUGAGUGCCGUGUGGGGCCACUGCGAAGUCACCAUGCGCUACAUCAACGGCCUUGACCCCGAGCCCCUGCCGCUGAUGGACCUGUGCCGAAGGUCGGUCCGCUCUGCGCUGGGCCGCCAGCGCCUGCAAGACAUCAGCUCCCUGCCCCUGCCUCAGUCUCUCAAAAACUACCUGCAGUACCAGUGACCCUGGGCGCCGAAGGGCGGCGUGGACAUGUCCUGCAGGGCCGCGCCACCCGCCUGGCAUUCAUGGUCACGUGACACAUUGGGGAGGAGGGCUCCCCUCACCCUGGUUCCCCGGGACAUUCAGUUCUCUGAAAGGCCAGGACAUGGUACCAACUUUGGAAACGAAAUAUCCGUCGCCAACAGUCCCUGCUGCCCUCGGAGCAGCCCUGCCGAUGCAGACACCCCCUUGGGAGCCACACAGAACCUGGAGCCUGGAGCCUGCGCCUGGAAACCCUGCCGGCCGGCCAGGACACAGCGCCACCGUAUCGAUCAGAGAGCCUCAUGCAAGAGAAUGAAUAAAACAUUCAGGCAGGAGACUUUCUUCCGUGUGCCCCGGUGCAGACAGGGCCGGGGGAAAUUGCCUCUGAAUAAUGAAUGACGAGAGCGGCUUGGUGCCACGUCCCUCCCGGCCCCCACCCUGCCCCGGGCAGCAGGAUUGCCAUGACUUUGUGCCACUUGAAGAGACUGUUCCCAGGAUGCCCAACCACAGAAUUGGCACAUGGACAAAGCAAUGUGCAGACACUUCUGCUUACCUCUUUGAACAUUGUUUACUUGCCCCUCUCCAAGUGCCCUCCCUCCCGGCCACCCAUGCUCAGUUCUCUGGACGCCCCAGACACCUCUCUGCAGGGAAGAUGGGUCUGAGUGACUCUGACUCACUCCAGGGACAGGGCAUCCUUGUUAUUAUUUUAAGUAGCAUUUGCAUUUUAAAAGAGGAGUGUGGAGAGGACAGUAUUUAGUCCAAAGGUGCUAAUGGGGGAACUGGGGGCAAUGUGACACCCAAGCCUGGUGAUGUCCCCGGGCUGGAGACCCUUCCUGGAGUGUCGAGGGUCUCUGGGCAGCCGUCCAUUCAGGGUGCAGCUUGGCUGUCGCAAAGCUUUAUCUGAGUGAAUUAUUUUUUCACUUUAGGAGACUUCCCCGAGUUUGUUUCCUGUUUCCCGUGUGUGUGUGUGAUGUGCUGUGUAUUUAUCAGCUUGGGGUCCGUGGGGGUAGCCUUGUGACUGGAAGGGGGGAUGUGGGACGCAUUCUCUGCCCACUCCCAGCCUGGUCCUCUCACGGGAGUGCUGCCACCGCCGCUGCUGCUGCCGCCACCGCCGCUACCAUUUGGCAUCUUGUAUGUUUUGGACCCUCUCUAGCCAGACUCAUUUGCAACUGAAAAUCGUCACAGCAGUGAGAUUCAGAGCCCCAGAGGGCACUGCCUCCCCCGCCUCCCACCGACUUUAAUGUGAAUUUGACUGAUGAAUGAGGAGCGUUUCUAAUAAAGUUUGCCAUUCGG
Microcebus murinus (gray mouse lemur) is the source of this 2629-nucleotide messenger RNA. It is a transcript of the gene SPSB4, whose product is annotated as splA/ryanodine receptor domain and SOCS box containing 4. Lineage: Eukaryota; Metazoa; Chordata; Mammalia; Primates; Cheirogaleidae. Gene Ontology annotation, molecular function: protein binding. Gene Ontology annotation, cellular component: SCF ubiquitin ligase complex. The record is from RefSeq and is a predicted model, not a curated record. Gene Ontology annotation, biological process: intracellular signal transduction; proteasome-mediated ubiquitin-dependent protein catabolic process.